This is a messenger RNA of Heterocephalus glaber (naked mole-rat), 6940 nucleotides long. RefSeq names its product SS18L1 subunit of BAF chromatin remodeling complex (gene Ss18l1). Gene Ontology annotation, biological process: positive regulation of dendrite morphogenesis; positive regulation of transcription by RNA polymerase II. The record is from RefSeq and is a predicted model, not a curated record. Gene Ontology annotation, molecular function: transcription coactivator activity. Lineage: Eukaryota; Metazoa; Chordata; Mammalia; Rodentia; Bathyergidae. Gene Ontology annotation, cellular component: nucleus.
AUGUCCGUGGCCUUCGCAUCCGCCCGUCCGAGAGCCAAAGGGGAGGUCACGCAGCAAACCAUCCAGAAGAUGCUGGACGAGAACCACCACCUGAUCCAGUGCAUCCUGGACUACCAGAGCAAGGGCAAGACGGCCGAGUGCACACAGUACCAGCAGAUACUGCACCGGAACCUGGUCUACCUGGCCACCAUAGCGGACUCCAACCAGAAUAUGCAGUCCCUGCUCCCUGCCCCACCAACCCAGAACAUGAACCUGGGCCCCGGAGGGCUGAGUCAGAGCGGCUCCAGCCAGGGCCUGCACCCCCAGGGCAGUCUCAGCGACGCCAUCAGCACUGGCCUGCCCCCGGCCUCCCUCAUGCAAGGCCAGAUUGGCAAUGGUCCAAACCAUGUGUCCAUGCAGCAGACGGCACAAAGCACACUUCCUACGACCUCCAUGAGCAUGUCGGGUAGUGGCCACGGCACUGCGCCUGGCUACAGCCACUCGGGACCAGCCUCGCAGAGUGUCCCCAUGCAGGGCCAGGGUGCCAUCGGCAACUACGUGUCUCGGACCAACAUCAAUAUGCAGUCCAAUCCAGUUUCCAUGAUGCACCAGCAGGCGGCCACAUCCCACUACAACUCAGCACAGGGCGGAAGCCAGCACUACCAGGGCCAGUCAUCCAUCGCCAUGAUGGGCCAGGGUGGCCAGGGGAGCAGCAUGAUGGGGCAGCGGCCCAUGGCACCCUACCGGGCCUCCCAGCAAGGCUCUUCCCAGCAGUACCUGGGCCAAGAGGAGUACUACAGUGAGCAGUAUAGCCACAGCCAGGGUGCCUCGGAGCCGAUGAGCCAGCAGUACUACCCGGACGGCCAUGGCGAUUAUGCCUACCAGCAGUCAUCCUACACGGAGCAGAGCUAUGACCGCUCGUUCGAGGAGUCCACACAGCACUACUACGAGGGGGGGAACUCCCAGUACAGCCAGCAGCAGGCCGGGUACCAGCAGGGCACAGCCCAGCAGCAGGCAUACCCCCAGCAGCAGUACCCCAGCCAGCAGAGCUACCCAGGGCAGCAGCAAGGCUACGGGCCUGCCCAGGGCGCCCCCUCGCAGUACUCCAGCUACCAGCAAGGACAAGGCCAGCAGUAUGGAAGCUACAGAGCGUCGCAGUCGGGACCCUCUGCCCAGCAGCAGCGCCCCUACGGUUAUGAGCAGGGCCAGUAUGGAAAUUACCAGCAAUAAGGGACAAGCAUUCUUGUUGGAGCCCUUGUGGUAGCGUGUCCGCCCAGGGAUGGACGGGCCAGUGGCUGUUCAGAGGAAUUGUGACAUGCCGGUCACCCUUCGCCCUAUGCCACGUCUGCAUGUGAAGCGUGCUCAUUUCAUGCUGGGUAUGACAUUGAGCGUGCACCACUGGCACCAGACAGCACUGUGAUGGUGUGACAGAUUUGGUGCUGUAUAUAGUAUUAUAUGUUGAUACAGUGGAGAGGUUGUCCCCUUUUUGUCCCCCACCCCCUUCUUGAGGUCCUAGCUAGCUUCGGGGGUCAUCUUGUUAUCAGUAUAAUCAUGUCCAGAAAUGGGACAUAUUUAAAAGACUCCCUCAUCCAUGAUUCACAUCAAGAGACCCGGCUCUUCUCCCUCUCCUCAUGCCAGUGUCACACUGUGGGUUGUAAACGUUUCUGUAACUGUACUUGCAGCCCUGGAUGCCCACCUCUGCUUUGCCUGGAUGGGAGCUGGGGCACUGCCUGUGUUUUAGGCCAGUUUCUGUUAUUCCACGACAAGGAUAAAUAUGCUUCACCUGGAGAGGCUUCGUACCAUCAUUUCCAGAGCUUGCCCAUUGCUUGUGCUCUCGCUAAUUCUGUUAUCCAAAAAAGCGUACAUCUUUGUAUUAGAAGAUGGAAAGGGAUCAGUGACUAUAUUCCAAAUAAAUAGGAGUCAGUGAGGGCAACAUGCAAUUAGCCUAGUGGUGGCGAACCUGUGGCACACAUGCCACCGUGGCUGUUUGUAUUGUUGAAAGCUCUAAAAGGUUCGCCGUCACUGGAUUCGCCAGACCUGGGAGUGCUGUGUUGCUGAGGAGUGACAGCCGUUCUCUGCCAACUGGGCCCUCAGAAACUGUUUUGGCUUUGGCCUGUGCUUGCUUAGCUGACAUCAUUUUUAGGAUUUGAAUAUUUAAAAUCCCCAUUUCUAAACAGAGAUAACUUAAAGUAUUGAUACGAAGUUUUCCAAAUAAUCGGCAAGUUUUUUAUUUCAUAUUAUUUCUUCUAGGACCUACUUGUUCAGAUCUCCAAGCAAGUGUUCCUUUUCUUUUAGGGAUGUCUGAAAUCCAUAUCCUAUUUUUAAAAAUUAUCCCCAAAACUUUACUGUAUUCUUUUGAGGGAAAACUAAGUUUUAUAUAAUAAAAUUUGAAUAAUUUUUACAUCCCUUAGACAUUCAGUUCCAUUUAAAUUCUGUGUAGCUCACUUGGAAAAUAGUCAAAUUAAAAAUCCUGUAUUUCCGCUAAUAAGUAGCGUGGAUACUUGAUCAACCUUUACUUGAAUAAUAAAACCGUAUCUACUAUGACUCCUUAAAAAACAACUUCAGAUAAAUGCUGAUGUAUUUCUAAGAACUACCAGGAAAAUACAAAAUAUAUCCAAUGCUUGAUACAUCAGGCUUACUGAAGAUGUUUUUCUCUAAUUCAAAAUAGUUAUGUUUUUAAAAUUAAAAGUAAUUUUUAUCCAGAGUUGAGUGCUUUAAAAUUUAUAAGCUAUUUUGUCAGGGGGUGGGGGGUUGUUUUUGCUUCAGUUAAUCCUGAGAGGUCAUGUUGGAAAAUACAGAGCAGGUACCAUUCCUAUUUACAGAUGAAGAACUGAGGCUCAGAUUAAAGGCUUUGUCUGUUUUGACUACCAGUCCUAUCCUAGGAUGUUCUCUCCUCUUCUAAGGGACAGAUAGCAACAAACAUGGGCAUAGAAGCAUUUAUUUUGUAUGCACAGGGUCUAAAAAACCUUUAACACUGGUAAGGGCUUGAAAAAUAUGUGUGCCCACAUUAAAUCACAAAAACGAGAGUUUUUAAUUGCUAAAUGGCAAAGGUAUUAGUUUCAUUUAGGGAGUCAUCUCGAUUUUAUUCUUUUCCUUAGUUUUUAUAGAACUAAUUUGCAAAUUCAACUGGGGACUAAAAUUCCCCAUUGAAAGUGUUAAACAUUUACAUACUGUGAAGAUAAUUUUCAUUCCUUGCCAAUCUGGGAAUAUGCCUUUUAUGUAUGUGUUAAUUUUUUUUUAAGUGCCAUAUUAAUGCUUUUUGAAAGAAAAAGGACACUUGAAAAACUUAUCACCCCAAAAUUUCAAUCUGGAAUGUCUUACAUUAAGAAUUUCUUGAAUGUUGUGUAUAUAUUUUAAAAAGCACUUUGUGAAAUAGUUUGUACAUUUAUUUCCUAAUUUAUACAUGAUUUUUGGUGUUAAUAUAUUUAAUAACAAAAUGUUUAUUUAAUGUUUUGUCCACUUUUAUGUAAUUUUGUGGGGAGAAAGUGAUGCCAGCAAUUCUUUUUCUUGACUGUAUUAUAUCUUCUGUUAUAUGAAUGUUUGAAAAAGCUUAGGCUAAAAUGAAUUGUUCACCCAGUGUGGUUGUGCUGUUUAUGACUCCGUCUACUGAAGGCCAGAAAAGAUGCAAAAGGUCUGUGGAUUGCUGUUCAUUCUUCCUCCUAUUGUUUCCUGACUUCCAUCCAGUCAGUGCUGAAUUCGAGAAGUGAUGAUCAUGACCUUCAUUCAGAUGUGCCGACAAAUUCAUACUGAUGCGCACGCAGAAGCUCAUCACCCAUUAGGGUUUGUUGUUGAAUCAAGGUCUCUUCGGGCUUAGCACGUUAGGAAGUGCACGGGGCCCCGGACCUUGCGCUGGAACAGCCUGCAGAGAUAGUAAUAAGGUGGACAGGAUGAACGAACUCAUACAGUUGGAGUCCCGGCGAGCCUCUUAUUUUGCCAGUAUUUUUAUACACAGGCAUUGGGCGCCCAUUCAAAAUUGUAGAAAGAGGAAGACUUUUUUCCCAUUUCCACUUAAAAUUUUAAGUCAUUGCUUCAGUUCUAUUUAUUAUGUCCAGUCUGUCUUGUUAUUUGUGAGUACAGUACCUUUUUUAAAAGAGAUCCUUAUAGGUUCAUUUUUUCGGAGUUUGGCGUAUGAAUUGUUUAUGCUUUUGGUGUAAUCUCUUAAUAAACUGUUCUUCAAAAAGCAUCUGCGUUUCCAUUCGGCGUGUCCCGUUGGCGAAGCGCUCGCAGGCCCCCGCAGGAGUCGGAACCGACCGCGCCAGACCGUGGAGCGGCGCUCGGGCGUCCCGGACGCUGCGCUCCGCGGCCACCGAGCGUGUCGGAGUCAGUCCCUGCCUUCCGCAUAUGCGCGGUGGGGGGGCCGCAGGCGCGGCCGUCCCCGCCCCGGAAGCAGUCGGAUGCCCCGGAAGUGCUGACUCGGAGGAGCCGGUGGGGGUCGGCGGGGUUCAGGCUGUGGGCAGGCCGGGGGUCGGGGUUGUGGGAGCCCUCGAGGUCGCGGCGGACUUGGCUCUGAGCCUCCGGCGCGAUGGGAGCGCUCCCCUGAGAACUGCCCCUGUGGGAGGCGCAGCUCGGCGGUGAGCGAGGUCCGUUCUGGCCUCCGGCAGGGCCCGUUCUCCGAACGCGGGCCCCUGGAUUGGGCCGAAGGAGCCGGAUUUGCCAUCGGGUUUCCUUUUCCGUUUCUGAGGCUGUGACGCUGCGGACUCUGGUUCCUACGGAUCUUCUGAUGGGACGAAAGGAUCUUAUUUUGGCGAUGUCAUGGAAAACGCUUUCUUAAGGGAGAGGACCCCGUGUCAGAGGGACAGGAGGACUCAGUUCUGUCACGUGCACGUUCAUCUCAGCAGCUCUGUGUCUGCAAAGGGAACACAUCAAAAGCUGAGGGGCAAGCCAGGUCUGGUGGCGCACACCCACGAUCCCAGCCCGCUGGGAGGUUGAGGCAGGCUGAUCCCAAGUUCGAGUACCCCUUGGGCAAUUUAGCGAGAUCUUGUUUGUUUAAAAAAACCCCACAAAAUCCUGCUGGAGAUGUAGCUUAGUGCAAAGGUCCUGUGUUCAGUCCCCCGUAGGAGCAGAAAAUUAGUUCCUGGAAAAGACCGUGCCUUAGUUCCCUUGGAAAGUCUGUGGAUGCUCGGCUCAGUGUGAAGAUUCCUGUUGUAAAUGCAUUGCCAGAGGACACUGACUGUCUGGGAAAGUGACAGUCUCCCUGAGUCGGCCUCCAUUGCUUUUUUUUUUUUUUUUUUUUUUGGUACCGGGGAUCGAACUCAGGACCUUGUGCUUGUGAGGCAGGCACCGGAACCACUGAGCUAAAUCCCCGGCCCCUCCAUUGCUUUGUAGGGGGAUUAAAGGGGGGAGGGGGCACCAGUGGCACCGCACCUGCCUCGAAAGCUCAAGAUCCUGAGUUCGAUCUCCAGUACUAAAAAAAAAAGGGGGUCGAGAAGCAGACAGGACACUGAUAGGGAAGUGGCCAUGCUAGCGCUUUGGCCUGAAGCUUAUAGCAGUGCAGUUGCCUCUACCCCUGAACACCCAAGGCUUAAGGGAGGGUGUAGUCACUGGAACCAAAAGAGGCCUGGGGGAAAGCUGCUCUUGCUGCAGAUGUGACUUUCAGUCAGGUGACUUCACUGGGACAGGAAGAUGUCCUCUCUCCAGUCUGCCAAAGCAUAAGGUCGCAGGAAGUCCGUCAAGUGGAACAGACUGAGACAGCCAGGGUUGUUGUAAGGAAUACAUUUAAAAGUCUAUAUACAGUUUAAAGAAGGUUCCUGGCAAUAACUUCUGUGGGUCAGUAGACAUGGCCUAACAUUUUCGAGAACAACAGUGACAGUGUCCAAAGGGAGGCUCUUUCCAUUUGAUGAGCCCCUUCCCUGGCGUUUGUCAAAGCCUUGUCCUGUAACCAUAAAAGGUCUAAUUCUCUGGCCGACUCUGGAUCCUGGGCUUUCAUCACAAUCUUGUGUUUUGUUUUAUGCCAAACUGGGCCCGGCAAAUGGCUUCUGUUAAGAACAAGGUGCACUCACUUUUCUUGGUUCCCUCUACAUAGUAUAGAUAGGUGCUGUCCAUGGGGCUUUGUGUGAAAUGUUCUCAUCCGUGCUGCCCUGUGCGGCAUCCAUAGGCCACAUGUGGCUGAAACCCAGAAUGAGGCCUGUGGGACUGAGGAACUGAGUUUUUACAUUUUACUUAAUGUCAAUUAAGUUUAAUAGCCCGGUGUGGCUGGUGAUUAUACAGUGCAAGAAUAGCCUUAUUAGAAGAGGAAUAAAGACCAUCAACCAGUGGUACAGAGCAGUGCUGAAUUUGUUCCCUUGCCAGGAGAGAACCGUGCUACUCAGUGGGCCUCUCCACACAGAUGAAAGGUAGAAAGGAGGAAGUGUGCCAAGCGAGGCCAGUUCAGAGUUCAGCGCUCUGGGUGGCUUUGGGUUGAUCCCCUUCUCUUACCAGUGUUGCAGGUUUUACCUCCCCAGCGUGGGUGAGGCCUGUUUCCCGGCAGUCCAGAGCAGAUACCACUUUCCUGCAGGUGUAGCUGCCUGUGCUUCUGUGGAGGAGCCUCGGGGCUUUUUCCCUUAACCACCUACGUUCACGUUCACACUCCACCUUGGGAUCGAACUCGGGACCUUGAGCUUGUGUGGCAGGGGCCAGAACCGCUGAGCUAAAUCCCCGACCCUCUAGUGUCUAAAAGGACCAGAUUGCCGGGUGUGGUGGCACCCCCUAAAAUCACAGCAGUCCAGAGGCUGAGGUUGGAGAAUCACUGCAAGUUCGAGGCCAGCCUAGGCAACACAGGGCCAUGGUGCCUGUGAGGCUCUUCUCAGCAAGCUCUUGGACCAGGUUGGAGGGAGUGAUGGGGGCUCCAUCCACAUGGGCUGGCCUCCCGCUCGGCAGGCUCCUUCCACAGCAGGCUCCACCCAGGCCACUCUCCACGGGCUGUGCAGACUGCACCAAGCAUCAGAAACCCCCCGGAAAGAAGCUGCUGUCUGAGAAGAAACUG